Molecule: messenger RNA, 4505 nt
Organism: Argiope bruennichi
Lineage: Eukaryota; Metazoa; Arthropoda; Arachnida; Araneae; Araneidae
Product: serine/threonine-protein kinase LMTK1-like
Exons: 10
Coding region: 190-2136 (648 amino acids)
Biological process (GO): protein phosphorylation
Molecular function (GO): ATP binding; protein kinase activity
Source: RefSeq, a predicted model, not a curated record
UUUGUUUUCGAUGAGUUGGGUAUUUGCUGAAUGAUCUUAUGCGCUUGCUGAAUUAUUUAGAGAUAAUACUCUUAAAAAUUGAUCUCCUAUUUAAGUAAAUAUGGAGAAAAAUAUUAAGCACAUCCUAGGCCCUUUAAAAUUAACCUAUACGUGAAUGGCAAUUUAAACGUAAUAGAAUAAAAAAGAAAUAUGACUGCCCACGAAGGUGCAGUUGAUCCAUCUGUGAUACUCAUUGCUGCUAGUGCUGUUGGAGUCACUACAAUCAUUGUAGCUUUCCUAGGAUGUAUGUGGUGUCGAAAUAAAUGGAAAAGGCUGACUCAAAGGCAUUAUCAAUUGUCUGAAUGUAAUCGAGGAACAUCCAUCCCUCCUCCCCAAAAUCUAACUGAAUUUACCAUCUUCCCACCUCCAUCAAGUAAUCAGUUCAGCCUUCCCACUGGUAUCAGUCCUGAUGAAGUUGUUUUUGAGCCACUUCCUGAAAUUCGCAGUCGAAUGCUUGCAUCUACAAGUGAAAACAUUCGACCAGCUCGCUUUACUGGCUCAUGUGAAAAGAUAUCACUUCAAGAUUGGUUUGAUGAAUAUCAAAUAAAUUUCCCAAGAAACCACCUGAAAUAUUUUAGAGAAGUUGGUCCAACAUGGUAUGGGCAAGCAGUUGAAGGAGAAGCUUGUAACAUUAAAGAAUCUGAAGAAACAACGAAAGUAGUGGUUAAAAUACUUAGAGUCGAUGCUACUUCAACAGAAUUGAUGCAGUAUUUGCAGGAAACACGUCCAUUUAGAGAUUUGCAACAUCCUAAUCUAUUGACUUUGCUGAAUCGGUGUCUGGAAGUUCAUCCAUUCUUACUCAUCAUGGAACAUUGUGUUAUGGACUUAAAAUCUUAUCUGAUAGAGCAACGUAAAUCGCCAGAGACGCUUCUGAAAAAUGGAAUAUUGCUACGUAUGGCUUGUAAUUUGACAUCUGCUCUUCAAUAUAUGCAUGAACGUGGUUAUAUUCAUAUGGAUGUUGCUGCUCACAAUUGCUUAGUUACUUCCGAUGGAAUUGUGAAGCUGGGAGAUUAUGGAACAGCUGUGCAUUUACAUAAAGCAGAUUUCUACUGCCUUGGUGAUGUUGCUUUUCCUAUCAGAUGGUGUGCACCUGAAACUUUAAUGUGCACAGAAAGUGUCAUCGAAGCAAAAGAUAUCACUAGAGAAGCCAAUAUAUGGUCAUUUGGUGUUGUUCUUUGGGAACUUUUAGAAUUUGGAAAAUUGCCAUAUGUGAACAUGAAUGAUAAUGAUGUUAUUCAGAAGGUUUUAAUAGAAUGCACUGUGAAACUGGAGCAACCAAAGACACCUUGUGUACACAAAGAUAUGAUAUACAAAAUCAUGCAAUUUUGUUGGUUGCCUGCAUCGUUGCGACCUACAAUCCAGAAGGUAUCAACUCUGCUUAGUUAUUUAUACGAUAACAGAGAUGUUGUUUCUGAGUGUGCCACCUUUGAAUCCCGCUGGAACACUCUCCAACCUGUUAUUCGUGAACAUAAUCUCCAGAAUGCCCCACCCCAUAUAUCCUUACGAUUUGAGAGUGACUUCAUGCCCAAGCGGGAAAAUGACCUCUCCAUAGACUGUGACAGCAUGAUGUCUUCUGAAUUUGAUCCUGGUGCUUACGGAGACAAAUCUCCAUCAAGUAGUUCUUUUUCCAUGGGGUAUGAGGGUGAACUUGCCCCCGACAUAUCUCCUAGUCUCCUGAAUUUGAGGGGAAGUGUAGAGGAUUUGAUUGUUGAUGAUGAAAUGAAUGGUGAACAGAGUAAUAGUGCUUGCACAUCUGAGCCACUAAGCUUAGAAACACUUCCUGCAGGUAGUGAAACAUCUGAUACAGAUGCCAUUCAAUUGAGAAUCACAGAAGCUAUCCAGGACUUGGAUACUAUCUUGGCAGAAGAAGUAACUUCCUCUGAGAAUUCCCAUUGCAAUACUCCUGAGAAAAAACCAGAGGGAUUGAUAAAACUAUUGGAUGCUGCCUCUGAAGUGAAUAAAUCAAAUGCUGAAAAUAGUGAAAAAUCCUGCAUUUUAACUUUAGACUCGGAGCAGGUUAAUGUGCCACAAUCUACUGAUGAACUUCAUAAAAACACUGUUGAAGACAUUAAAAUUAAUGUUGCUGAAACCACCUGAAAGCUAUGAUGCCAUGUAGAUUUUGUGUUGAAUGAUUCUUGCAUGUGUUCAUUCAAAAUCAUAUAUAUAUUUAAGUCCUUGCAUGGUUUGUAAUGUUAAACUCAAUGAAAUGUCAAUUUAUGUUAUUCGAGGAUGGUAUAUAAUAUUUUGCAUAGUCACAUGCACAGUAGUAUAAUACUCUUCAAAGUAUGAUUGUUUUUCACUCGUUUUUAUCUUUUAAAAGAGCACUAGAACUUGAAGUGUUUAAUUUAUUUUGUCGAAAUAUCGAAUUUAGUAUAUAUGCCUAGAAUUCUGUCAAUCUUUGAAAGAAUGAUUUUUUUUUCAAAGUAUUCUCGCCGGUUUUUAUUUUUUUCUGUAGUGGUUGUUUUAGUUUAAUUUAAGCUAACACAUGUAAAUUGUGAAUUGAUAAGUUUUUUGUAUGGAUGUUUGCAAAGUUUGUGGUAAUAUUAAUUGGUUAUCAUUUGAAUAAUAGGAAACAGCAUUUGAAAAUACUUUCUUUUUUACUGAUAUUUUUUGUUUAUUUUUAAAUGAUUACAGAGAGAUUUAUGAGACAGCUUGCAAAUAUUUUAUUGGUUUGUUUCAUUUCCAAAAAUAUUUUUAAAACCAUUUUCAUUAAUAUUUUUAUAACACAAAAUUAAACUCCAUAUAUUUUUAUAACACAAAGUUAAACUCACAUAUAUUUUUAUAACGCAAAGUUAAACUCUUAUAUAUAUAUAUUUAUAACACAAAAUUAUACUCGUAUAAAACCAAGCCGAAGAAUCGAUUCAUUUUGCUAAUGGUAUUAUAUAUGUCUUCUUAAUAUUCUAAUUUUUAAAUCAUACACUUAUUGUAUUUUGUAAUCUUAUAGAAAGUCAUAAGUACAAUUAUUGUGGAAUAAUUGAUAAGAAAUUUCUAAUUAUUGCAUUUGGAACUUAAUAUUAUAUUAAUAUGUAUAAGUAAAACUGUUGUGCUUUUGAAUUAAAUUGUAACUUCCAGUCUAUUUUGCAUGAAAGCUUAUUAUUCAUAUUCAGGGUUUGGAGUAAGAAUAAUUUUUCUUUUGAUAUAGAAAUUUUAACUUUAUUGUGCCUUAUGUUUUAUACUUCCAUCCCUUCCCUGUUUCUAAAUGUGAUUGUAAUUAAUUAAUAUUUCAGAGCGCACAUCCAUUUUUACUACAUUAAAGUUAGUGAAAAGCUAUUUUGAUCCAAAAUGUUUAGAUAAUUACUUUUAAUGGUUCUUCUUGAAUCUUUUUUACAUAGAAAUAAUUUAUAUUUUGGAUACAAAUACUUAUUUUUUAAAUUUAUUAUUAUUCUCACCAUUUAUCUCAAUUUCCAACCUCUACUGCUUACAUUUGUAUUCUGUCAUAUCUGUAGUAAAAAUGAAUAUGAAAUGCUAGCACUUGGAUAUGGUGAAUUAAAUACUUAUCCAGUUUAUUUUUUUAAUUGUUUUUGCUGUAUUGCUGCUCUAUUUCUUUUGUAGACUAUCCAUCCAGAAAGUAACACCUGCAGGUUAGUAGAACUUUUUAGUGAGAGAAAAAUGACAGGGUCUUAAAACUUUGAAUAUGUGUUUAAUGUUUAUUAUUAUUUUUGGUUCUUAAACAGAUAAUAAACCUUUUGCUCUUGUUUUAUAAUACUUAGAUAUUGUAGAUCUCUGAUAUGCCAUUCCAUCGCUAUUCUAUAAUUGAAAUACGAAUGCUGGUCAUUUGAUUUGCUCAUACUUCCUCUUACCCCCUCCUUAAAUGAUCAAAUAUUUUAUUUUUUUUAUUUCUUAAUAUGAUAUUGAAUAUAUUAUGUUAAUAUUAAAAAAAAGCACUAAAUUUUUUUAAACCUUUCCUCCUCCUUUUUGAAAGUAAAUGUUUGAUUGAAGUAAUGCAAUUUUUAGUUUCUGAAUUUAACUAAUGACCUGCCCUUAGACCACCUGUAUUUUUUAUUGUGAUUAAUUUGUUUGUUGCUGUGAUAAAACUAAUUAGCAUUCCUUGUCAUGUUUUAUCAGUAUACAUGUAUUGAAGAUUUAUUAUAUUGAAACCCAUACUAUUUUACUUGUGUUUUGGACGAACGAUUGUUUCUUUUAUAUGUAUUUAAAAAAAAUUUUUACAAAUGUUAUGAUGCCAGUGUAUUAUCUUCCACUCAACUUUUUAAAGAACAUAUCACAUAACUUUUGUAAAAUGCAAUUGCUCACACAUUGCUUUUAACAUUAAAAAAAUUUCAGAAUGAUUGAAAUUAUGAUCUUAAAAAAAUGUUGGUCUUUUGAGAUAUAUUGGAGAAGUUAUUUUUAUGCAGGAUAUGAUUAUUGAUAUCGUUUUUUGUAAGCUUAGAAAGUUGUGAUUCAUUGUUAAAUUAUUUGUUUUUGUUAGUGAAUAAAGGAGAGUUAUUUUUAUAAUAAUUGUUUUAUUG